Messenger RNA from Prosopis cineraria, 975 nucleotides. RefSeq lists its product as uncharacterized. The transcript has a single exon. Bases 2 to 493 code for a protein of 163 amino acids. The record is from RefSeq and is a predicted model, not a curated record. NCBI's taxonomy places the organism in Eukaryota, Viridiplantae, Streptophyta, Magnoliopsida, Fabales, Fabaceae.
UAUGGCUAAGAAGGAAACUAAGAGAGCUGUGGGUGAAGCUCGUUUUAAAGCUUUUGAAGAAUUUUAUAAGAACCUUGAGACGAAGGAAGGAGAGCAAAAUAUUUAUAAGAUUGCCAAGAGUAGGGAAAGAAAAUCAAGAGAUAUAGAACAGGUAAGGUGUAUUAAGGAUGAAGAGGGAAGAAUUUUAGUUACAGAUGAUGAAAUUAAAAAUAGAUGGAAGACUUACUUUUCUAAACUUUUCAAUGAUGGAGAGGAUUCAUCUAGUAACUUGGAGGAUUUAGUAACUGGUGAAGGAGAACAAAAUUUGUCAUUCUAUCGAAUAAUACGUGAUAAGGAGGUAAAGGAAGCUCUUAAGAAAAUGGUAAAUGGUAGAGCUAACGGACCUGAUUGUAUAUCUAUCGAAGCAUGGAAAUGUUUAGGUGAAGAAGGGGUGAGAUGGUUAACAAAGUUAUUUAAUGUGAUUUUACGGUUCAAGAAAAUGCCUGAUGAGUGAAGGAGAAGUACAUUAAUUCCUAUUUAUAAAAAUAAAGGAGAUAUUCAGAAUUGUACUAACUAUAGAGGGAUUAAACUCAUGAGCCACACAAUGAAAUUGUGGGAGAAAGUAAUUGAGCACAGGUUGAGAUUGGAGACAAGUAUUUCUGAGAAUCAAUUUGGUUUUAUGCCAGGUAGAUCAACUACAGAGGCGAUUUAUCUAUUAAGGGGAUUAAUGAAAAAGUAUCGUUGUAAAGAUAAAGAUCUACACAUGGUUUUUAUUGAUUUGGAAAAAGCUUAUGACCGUAUACCAAGAGAAGUGCUUUGGAAAGCGUUGGAAAAAAAGGGAGUACGGAUUGCUUAUAUUAAAGCCAUACAAGAUAUGUAUGAGGGGGUAAAAACUAGUAUAAGAAUGCCUAGUGGUCAAACAAAGGAUUUUCCUAUAAAGAUUGGACUACAUCAGGGAUCAUCUCUGAGUCCUCAUUUGUUCAACUUGAUUUUAAA